AUGCAUUCCGGCAGCCGCCGGACAUCCCGGUCCGCAGCCCCCAGACGGCCGGGUGGGCUCGGCCAUACCACCUGCUGUAGACGCACUAGCCCGGGCGAGGGCUUCCACCUGGUGCGAAGACGGCGCUGGCGGGUGCCUGGAGCCCGCUGCUUGGGAGGCUCUGGCCUCAGCUCCGCGCGCCGGGGGCGGGGUCCGCACCGUGAGGCUGCGCUGCCUUACAAGGCAGAAGAAUGUGAGCGUGGAGGGGCGGGGGGCGAGGGCGGGGCCAGGCGACCUGCCCGGCCUUAUUUGGCCUCCGCUUGCAGGUCAGGAAGGCCGGGAGCCCCUGGACCGGCUCUUCGUCACCGUUGCCUGCGUGUGGGGCGUGGAAGCCGGGUGAGAGGUCCCCGGUUCUCAUCCCAUCUUCCCCGCUGCUCCGCGCGUCGGUGGGAAGACCGGCUCCCACACCAGGCCAAGUCUCAGAAUCAGAUUGUCGGACUUGACAACAAGCACCUUUACCCACUAGGCCAUCCUGCAAGCCCCGGCUCCAAGGAUUUUGGUGAGAGCACCCAGAAAGAGAUGUCACUUUCUAAUAUGGGCAUAGUGGAUGUGGGUGGAGCGGAGACCAAGUGCUUGCUAUCCGGCCACUCAGACUUGUCAGUGUGGCCAAAAACCUACAGACCAUUUGUGUUUGAUUCAGCAUUUGCCAUGGUCCUGCAUGCUUCAGGAUGA
This is a messenger RNA of Nannospalax galili (Upper Galilee mountains blind mole rat), 711 nucleotides long. RefSeq lists its product as uncharacterized. The coding region runs from base 1 to 711 and encodes 236 amino acids. The record is from RefSeq and is a predicted model, not a curated record. The transcript is spliced from 3 exons. NCBI's taxonomy places the organism in Eukaryota, Metazoa, Chordata, Mammalia, Rodentia, Spalacidae.